Sorex fumeus (smoky shrew) is the source of this 1330-nucleotide messenger RNA. It is a transcript of the gene RHOG, whose product is annotated as ras homolog family member G. The transcript is spliced from 2 exons. Lineage: Eukaryota; Metazoa; Chordata; Mammalia; Eulipotyphla; Soricidae. Gene Ontology annotation, cellular component: cytoplasmic vesicle; cytoskeleton; plasma membrane. Gene Ontology annotation, molecular function: protein kinase binding; GTP binding; GTPase activity. The record is from RefSeq and is a predicted model, not a curated record. Gene Ontology annotation, biological process: cortical cytoskeleton organization; establishment or maintenance of cell polarity; small GTPase-mediated signal transduction. Bases 184 to 759 code for a protein of 191 amino acids.
CGGCCGGACGGUCGGGGCCCAAGGAGGAGCGCCCCGAGCUGGGACAGGGGACCGCGGGGGUCCUCCGGGCUGCAGCCGGCGGUGGUGACACUUGCGAGGCUGAGAGCACGGUGUCGCGUCAUCCAGAGCGUGUGCAGGAGGGGGAGGAGGCCUUGCCUCCACGUGCAGCAGCCGGUACCCACCAUGCAAAGCAUCAAGUGUGUGGUGGUGGGCGACGGGGCCGUGGGCAAGACGUGUCUGCUCAUCUGCUACACGACGAACGCCUUCCCCAAGGAGUACAUCCCCACGGUGUUCGACAACUACAGUGCCCAGAGCGCCGUGGACGGGCGCACGGUGAACCUGAACCUGUGGGACACAGCGGGCCAGGAGGAGUACGACCGCCUGCGCACGCUCUCCUACCCACAGACCAACGUCUUCGUCAUCUGCUUCUCCAUCGCCAGCCCGCCCUCCUAUGAGAAUGUGCGGCACAAGUGGCACCCCGAGGUGUGUCACCACUGCCCCGACGUGCCCAUCCUCCUGGUGGGCACCAAGAAGGACCUGAGAGGCCAGCCCGACACCCUGCGGCGCCUCAAGGAGCAGGGCCAGGCACCCAUCACGCCCCAGCAGGGCCAGGCGCUGGCCAGGCAGAUCCACGCGGUGCGCUACCUCGAGUGCUCAGCCCUGCAGCAGGACGGCGUCAAAGAAGUGUUCGCCGAGGCCGUCCGGGCCGUGCUCAACCCCACACCCAUCAAGCGCGGCCGGUCCUGUGUUCUCUUGUGACCCCGGCCCUCAGCUCGGAGGCGGCCCCUCCUUCCCCACCAGUUGUGCCUUGGCGCCUUGUCUGCCCCCAGCUGUGCCUUAAGGACUAAUUCUGGUGCCCCUUGCCCGGGGGCUCUCCAAAUGCCUUAUUCUCCGAAUGCCUAUUUCUCCUUGUGGAGACCCCCGCAGGGAAAGGGGCUCUGGGCCCGCCCCCCCUCCCAACCUGGGGAGACCAAGUAUUCUCGAGAGCUCACCCAGGCCAAGGUUGGACCCCCUUGCCCUCUGCCCCUACUGACCAGUCCAUCCAGCUUUCCACAGCCAUUGUUGCCUACUGUGGCGCCUCCUCUCAGGGUGGGAGCGCUCAGCCACCCCUAACCUCCUCCUUGCUGCUCUCUGGAGCCCUCACCGCCCCGACUCUGUCCCUUCCCCAGGGAAGGAGCCACAGAAGCCUGAGAUGAAUGUGCCUAACCUGCCUGCCUGUGCCCAGGCCUGAUGCUCCCGCUGACUGACUCAGUCCCCGUCCCACCCCCAGGGCGACCGGGGGACCUUUCCUACCCCCUAGCAGCAUCAAUAAAACCUCCUGUCUCCAGUG